AUGGAUACGUAUUUACAAACUCGAAAUUCUGGGAUAGUUCCAUUUAUCACUGCACUUACUGCAACUGCUACUUUACGCGCCAACGAUCACGCGUCUCAAUCUCACCUCACCGCGGUGAGGCGGUUAAACAACUUGUCCAUAUUUUCCGGACUCUCGUUUCGGUUUCGAAAAUCUCUGAACUCUCGACUCAUCGAGAAUUCCCCCGGAAACAACGGUUUCGGCGUUGAUGAUGCGGUUAUGGCAGAGAAUGUGGUUGUUGCAGAGACGGAAGGAGAGGGGAAAAAUGUGAACUGGAUUUUCAAGGUUUUUGAACUCAAUUCUGUUUGGAGAGGAGAACAAGAGAGUGGCGAUGAUGAUGAUGAUGAUGAUGAGUGUGAUAGUUGUAGUGUUGAUGAAGAUGAAGAUGAGGUUUGGUUUGAUAGAGAGUUGUUUUCGAGAAUGCUUCGUAGGGUAACCCUAGUUGAAGCAAGAAUGUAUGCGCACAUGUGUCAAUUGGGGAAUUUGGCAUACUCUAUUCCCAAUAUCAAGUCAGGAAACCACUUGAAAAGAUGUGGUGUUCAAUUUGUAACUUCAUCGAUAGAGAAAAGGGAAAUGGCUGCAACAGCUGAUAAAAAUCUGGCAUCUGCUGCAAUUCAGAAAGAAGAGACCAGCGAAAAAGACACUGGAGAAAAAAAUGAGGAAAAGAAUGAUGAGUUGAUGAUAAAUGCAUCUGCUGCUUGUGAGAUUGCAGUGGUUGAAGGUUCAGUUGAAGCAAGUAGCAGGGUCAUUGAUACUGUGAAUGUGAUAAACACAGAUGUUGGUUCUUUGACGGCAACCACUGAUUCAAAGACACCAGUUAUUGUUGCAGAUGAGGACGUAAAACAAGCUUUUGCUGAUGAUUUGAAUUCAACAAGUUCUACACCAUGUGAAUGGUACAUAUGUGACGAUGACCAGAGUUCUACAAGAUAUUUUGUUAUUCAGGGUUCAGAAUCAUUAGAGUCCUGGCAGGCAAACCUACUUUUUGAGCCAGUUCAAUUUGAGGGGUUUGAUGUCCUUGUCCAUAGGGGUAUAUAUGAGGCUGCAAAAGUGACAUAUCAGCAGAUGUUACCUGAGGUUCAUGCUCACCUAAACUCUCAAGGCUCUCGCGCAACUUUCCGUUUCACUGGCCAUUCUCUUGGGGGAAGCUUGGCAUUACUUGUAAAUCUUAUGCUGUUGAUAAGGAAGGAAGUGCCAAUGUCUUCUUUGCUUCCUGUGGUAACGUUUGGUUCCCCGGCCAUCAUGUGUGGAGGUGAUCAUCUCCUUGAAAAGCUAGGAUUACCACGAAGUCAUGUUCAAGCAAUCGCAAUGCACAGAGACAUAGUACCGCGAGCAUUUUCUUGCAAGUACCCUAACCAUGUCACAGAACUAUUAAAGGCAGUUAAUGCAAGCUUCCGUUGUCAUCCUUGUCUUAAUAACCAAAAGCUGAUAUAUGCACCAAUGGGUGAACUAUUGAUUCUGCAGCCAGACGAGAAAUUUUCACCCAGCCAUGAUUUUCUGCCAUCAGGUAGUGGUCUAUACCUUUUGAGUGGCCCUCUUUCAGAAUCCAGUGACACAGAAAACCAGAUCCAAGCUGCUCAAUUAUUCUUCUUGAACUCCCCGCAUCCACUUGAGAUACUAAGUGACCGAUCCGCCUAUGGUUAUGGAGGAACCAUACAAAGGGAUCAUGACAUGAAUUCAUACUUAAAAUCCAUUAGAACCGUGAUUCGCCAAGAACUUAGCCAAAUCCGCACAGCAGCAAGGAGAGAGCUAAGACGGAAGGUGCGGUGGCCUCUCGUGGCACGACUUGUAAGCGAUGCUGACAUUGUUGGUGGGAGGUCUAUGGUAAGGGUCCGUAUAAUUCAAGACCAGCCUCCCUUUUCAGGUAUUAUACAGAAACCCUUGAAAAGGUUCAGUAGGCUUGUUGCAUCUCAACAUAUGCAAUUAUUUGUGAUGUUCUUGUUUCCGGCAAGGUUGUUACUCUUGGAAACAUGUAACAUGACUAGUAUAAGUUAA
This is a messenger RNA of Lathyrus sativus (Indian pea), 2010 nucleotides long. The record is from the annotation of a GenBank genome assembly. Lineage: Eukaryota; Viridiplantae; Streptophyta; Magnoliopsida; Fabales; Fabaceae.